Panicum hallii is the source of this 4841-nucleotide messenger RNA. RefSeq names its product BAG family molecular chaperone regulator 6. The record is from RefSeq and is a predicted model, not a curated record. Gene Ontology annotation, molecular function: protein-folding chaperone binding. Gene Ontology annotation, biological process: protein folding. The transcript is spliced from 7 exons. Gene Ontology annotation, cellular component: plasmodesma. NCBI's taxonomy places the organism in Eukaryota, Viridiplantae, Streptophyta, Magnoliopsida, Poales, Poaceae. The coding region runs from base 346 to 4512 and encodes 1388 amino acids.
UCCUUCCCGAUGCGCCUCCCCCGUUUCCGCAUAAAUGCCGCGCGUCCGGCCGGGCCGGCGGCCUGGCACUCAGAAAGGAACAACACGCAGGAAACUUGAAAGCGCUCGCGAGAAGGAAGAGGAGAGAGAGGAGGAGGACAACGACGGCCUGGGACCCGCGGAUCGCAUCGCCCGCCGGUAGCUGACGCCAUCCGGACCCGUGGAUUUUUCAAGCUUUGGUGGUGCCUCGUCUGUCUGAUCCGCGCUCUGCUGCUUUUCUCCGCCCGCCGCACUGUAUCACAGCCAUAGUACCUGUUCGACAGGUCUAAGGCAUUUAUCCUACAAGUAUAUAUAAACUAGUAAAUAAUGUAUCCUGCAAACCACUACAUGGAUCCAUACCACUCACACUACAGGAAUCACAAUCCCUGCCCUUUCUAUCCUCCUCCCGGAUGGGAAAUUCCAUCCGGUCACCCCCGGGAAAUGGAUUCAUCCUACCAACCACCAACUUAUGGACCUUGGCCAUACAAUGCUGGUAUACAUCACCCGCAGCAUCCUUCUGAGUUCCAUUGCUGCUGUAACCGCAUGUAUCCUUCUGGUUACUACAGUUUCAGACCCCCAUUACCUCAAGAACUUCCACCCCCUCAUCUAUAUUACCAUGGACCAUUUCCACAGCAUUCAAACUCCUGCCCAUCUUACUUUGUCCCAGCACAUCCUUAUCCUGCUGAUCAAAUGCCAUAUGGUUGUGACAAGCUCAAGAGCCAUUGCUGUGGAUGUCCUAACCAUGUGUGCCACGGGGCAGAGAAGAGCAAUGUGAAAAUCGAGGAAGAAAGGCCUGAUGUCAAACUUGAGAAUGAGCACAAGGAUGCUGGUAGCAGCAGAAUAAUUUGCCAUCCAAACAACCAAUAUCCGUCCAUAUGGCUACCAGCUGGCAACUUAGAAGGCCAGGAGAAUGGAAAGCGUUAUGAAUUGGCACCUCAGCUCUUGAAUGGAUGGGCUCCUAUGAGUAGAAAGAUGACAGGGGAUGUGAAGCAACAAGAGCAAGACAAUCAACUCUUAAAUGGAUGGGCUCCUGUGAGUAGCAAGAGGACAGGGAAUGUGACGCACCAAGAGCAGGACAAUCAGAAGGAGAAACAGUUCCAUUGGCCAAUAGUCUGGGUUCCUGCGGGAUAUGAUGAGCCAAAGGAAAAGGUUAAAGAGCUGAAGAUGGGAGAGGCCCCAAACAAUUCUGAAGAGGCUCCUCAAUCACCCAAGAUCAAGGUCAUUCCCCUGUCAUGGUUUGAGAAUGGUCACCAUGAUCAGAAGCCAUCUACCAGGGAUGGAUCUGGAGAUCACGGUGACAGAUCAGCAGUUAAGAACCAACCUGCAGUUACUGAGCAUCGAGAUGGCAUGACAUUAGAAGGAAGCCCUAAAACCACUCCAGUUGUGCCUAAGAGAGUAAACGAUGAGAGGAAACCUUCAAGGGAAAACUACAAGACCAUUCCGGUUGUACCUGAGAACGAGAUUGAUGAAAAGAAGGCCACCACGUACAGAACCAUUCCGGUCAUGAGAGAAACUGAUGAGAAGCAGACUGGCAUGAGUGAAAAGAAAGAGGCAAAGAAGGCCACCAAUGCUGGCAAGGUGGAAGAAAAUGGGAAAACAAAACAUAGUGAAUCAUCAACAGCUAAGCAUUCAAAACUGCCCCCUGUAUGCUUACGAGUGGAUCCUUUUCCAAGAAAGAAAUCUGGAAAUGGUUCUUCAAGGUCUCCUAGCCCACCAACCAGGAAGGAUGGUGACAUGGCCAAGAAGGACAUGAAGCAGGCCCAAGGCCAGAACCUGGAGCCUAAGCAGUCUGAUACAAGGCAUAUCACUGUGUCUGAGGUUAAAGAAAAAUCACCUAAUGAAACAAAGAAGGGAAUGGCCUCUAACAAUGAAACAGUGCAAGCUCCUUCUAUGGAACAUUCAUGGGAGGAAGAAGUUCCCACGAGUAAAGAUGACCAGAAGGUCCAAGCCGGUAGCAGUACCAUUGGGACUCCAGAAAAUUCAGGUGCAAGGAGCUUACAGGGAGGUGUUGUGCAAGAAAAUGCUGGUGCAGAUAGCUUAAAGGGAUAUGACAAAAGCAAAAAUGAGGAUGAGACAGUAAUUGAAACUGAAACUGCAAAAGAUGAUGCCAGAGCAUGCAGAGCCAAUUUAUCAGAACCAGAUGCUGCAGUGUGUAUUCAGUCUGCAUACAGAGGGUAUGAUGUCCGAAGAUGGCAACCUUUGGAUAAGCUUCGGAAGAUCAGGAAUGUGCAUGAACAGAUGCAAGGUGUGAAGAAGCAGCUUCAAUGCCUUGAAGAUUCUUGCAAGAAGCCUACUGAUAAAGAGCAAGUGGCCAUCAGUGAAAAUAUUAUGAAUUUACUCCUGAAGCUUGACACAAUCCAGGGCUUGCAUCCAAGUGUAAGGGAGGCCAGGAAGUCUGCUGCUCGAGAACUGGUUUGUUUGCAGGAGAAACUUGAUUGUUUAUGCAAGCAACCAUCUUGGGAGUUAAAUCGCACAAACAGUGAUGAAGAGAAAUCAGAGAGGGCUGGGAACAUUGUCCCAACUGUAGCUCGUACCGUAACAACUGAAGCAUGUGACAGAGAGGAGCGAGCUGUGGAACUGGGCAAGUUAGAAGAACCAUCUUCAGUGGACUCCAUGGAGCCAUGCGAUGAAGUUCCAUCCGGAAUUCCCAUGGAGGUGGAGCAAGAUGCAGAUGCCAGUGAGCAGAAGAAUGAAAAAGAGGAGUCAUGUAGCACCACAAUGGAAGAAGCAAAUGAAAAGGGCAGAGCUGCUGAACAGUUUGAAUUACAGGUGCCAUCAUCGACGUAUAUGUUAAGUGAUGCAGGUUUGCCUGAAUAUCCCACUGAUAACCAGGAGCACGAAGUUGAAGAAUCAAAUGCCGUUUCAGUGGAACAAGUGACUGAAGAGAAACCUGCUGUCGAGGAUGAAGAAAAAGAGGCGCCAUUAUUAGUGAACUCCACGGAACAGUUGCAUGAUUCAGCUUCCGCAGAGGACUCUAGUAGGCUGAAACAAUGCACAGCUUCGACAGAGCAGAGUCUACAUGCUGAAUCAAAUGCAGGGUUGUCUUCUGCUUCUACUGAGGACAUUAAUGCCACUGCUGUGGCGGCAUCUCUAGAAAGUGGAGUGGCAGCUGAGAAAGAUGGCUCAGUUGACGGUCAGGUGCAUGGAACUGCAGCUGUAGAAAGCAUGGAGCUGAAACGUGAUGCUUCUCUUGCUGAAGAAGAUCAGCAGAGAGAAUUGAGCAGCCCAAUUGUUCAUUUGGAGGAUUCAUCAGUGUCUUUACAGGAUGAAGGACAAUAUGAUCCAAGUCCUGCAGAUGACUCCGUUAUGUCUAACACAAAAGAUCGAUCAGAGGAAGCCACAGAUAUCAGCAUUCAGGAACAAGCUGUGGAUACAAUGCAAGAUUCAACGGAAGAACCAGAUGGAAUCCUGGAAGCUUCAAUGAAUAAUGUAGAACUUUCUGCUUCUGCAGAUGCAAAAAAGCCUGAUCAGCCUGCCUUACUGGAACCAAUUUUGAAGCCUGACUCAGACCCAGAACAAACUGUCGUGGAUGAGUCUGAUGAUGCAGUACAAUGUGGGGUUUCUCGCAAGGAUGAGCAACCACAUGAGGAUCAGAAAACUGAAGCUACUGUUGACAAGCUAACAGGAGGUUCCACAAAUGAUGGAUAUUCUCUUCUCAGGGCAUCAAGGAAGGAGCCUGACAUUCAGGAGAGUCAUCCUAACCUUGCAGAAGAGGCAGAUGAUACAAGGGAUGAAAAUGAAAUAGUCUUCCCUGAAUUGGACAGCUAUGAAUUAUCAUGUGCACACGAAGGUGCCAUCACAGGUCAUGAGAGAUCCGAGACAGGGGCAUCGUCGAAGAGCCAAACUGAUGUGCAGAAGGAUGAUGCAAAUGUGGCUGUGUCUGAGACAGAUGCAUGCACUGAGACGCUGAAAGAAGCUCCAGUGGACUCGUCGACAUCCAGUUCUGCUGAGGAUGUUGGUGUGCAGGUGCCUGUGACUGAAAAAUGCACAGAGAUGCCGGAAAAUUCUGCUGAAGAUGUAGGUGUUCAGAUGUCUGUGACUGAAAAAUGCACUGAGAUGCCCAGUGAUGCUCAAGUUGGUGCAUUGGGAGCAAAUUCUGCCGAGGAUGUUGGAGUGCAGGUAUCUGUGAUGGAAAAAUGCACUGAAGAUGCUUCUGUACGUGCAGCAGGUGCAAAUGCUGCUGAAGAGGAAGCUCAUAACCUGAAACAAGACAUCGCUGUACAGAUGGAGAGCAAGGCUUCUGAAGAAGCAUUAUCUGAUGCUGCAACUCCUGACGAUGGUCUGAAGGACAGUGGCGAGAAGAAGCUGGCCGAAGAAAACCAGCAGCUGAAAGAACUUCUGCAGAAGCUGCUUGCAUCCGGCAACGAUCAAAUGGGGGUCAUCACAGACCUAAGCGAGAAGGUGAAGGCACUUGAGCGCAAGUUGGCACGCAAGAAGAGACCAAAAGUGAGGGUGCACAGGCCGUCCGGGCAUGCGACGGCCAAAGUCCACUGAAAAAGAUGAUCUCUUGAGGUUUGAGGUGUGGAUCCCAUGUUACUACUUGCAUCCAUGUUGUAUCUGCAUUGUACAUCUGUGUUGCGGCACUGUGCUACUGCUGUGUGCUGGGAACACAAGGUCUUGUACGUGCUGUAUUAUGUGUGUAUGUGUAAUGAAUCCAUGCUGAUCUGAUGUUUUGUGGGAAAGUGAUCGCGACGAAUGUCGAUGUCGUUAUACAAGCUGUAUAUCUGGUUUUGACUUGCUUGUAAUGAAACUGGUGAGAUGUAGUGCUGGUGUUGCACAACAGCCUGCAGAUACAGGUUGGGCCGUGCAUCGCUUUCAUGGAA